Acaulospora morrowiae is the source of this 518-nucleotide messenger RNA. NCBI's taxonomy places the organism in Eukaryota, Fungi, Glomeromycota, Glomeromycetes, Diversisporales, Acaulosporaceae. The record is from the annotation of a GenBank genome assembly.
GUCCUGUGCCAACAUGGUUCCUACAAAUCAAAACCCCAUCUGAUAUUCAAGGAACUUCUACUAGCAUCCCCAAUCUCAAAGCUAAAUUCUGGGCCUUCAUGGAAAACAACCAAGUAUCAUAUAUUAAGUCAAGAGUUAAUAGAGAUCCAAAACGACCACUCAAGAGGCCGCACUACAUAAUUGAUCCAAGCAAAAUGCUCACAAAAUGUCAAUGCCAUAAUACAGGGACACAUAUCACCGUACCUACCGGUGAAGCCAUGUCUCUUUGGACCUACUCAAAAAACAAUCAACACUAUCUAGCCAACACAUCUGAAGAAAUAAUAGAACAGCUGCAAGCACGCUCCGAAGCUAACACUACCCCCACCGUCAUGAUCAACAAUAUUCUAUCUGGCAAAGAUACCAUCCAGUUAAAUGCAAAUAUGGUAGAAGACAUUAAGCAGUUGAUAUCGAACAUCUGUUCUUUCCCAAUAAUAGACCUAACAACAAAAGAUGAUUUAGUCCUCAUAGAAAAUAAAGAA